GUUAAAACUAAAUACGCCUCCAUAAAUGCCCCUUUCUCUCCGCUCCAUUUCCAAAACAAAAUUCACAAAACAAAGAUUACGCUAUUCUCUCUCUUCUCUUCAAAGAAAAAGGAGACGGCAAUGGGUCGGUGGGCUGUAUCUCUCUCUCUACUGUUAAUUGUGGCCGGAGUUGCGGCUCAGUCGCCGGCAGCGGCGCCCUCCGCUGCGAAAGCAGCCACUGCACCGACCGCUAAUGCUCCGGUCGCUGCGAAAACACCCGCGGCUCCAUUGAAAUCCCCUGUUGUAAAAAACAACGCCCCUGUUUCUUCGCCGGCGAGUGCUCCGGUUGCCGCAAAACCAGUCUCUCCGGUGAAUGCUCCCUCAAAAGCUCCCACCUCCGCAAAGGCAGUUGCUCCGGCGACCUCUCCGGCUACAAAAGCUCCGGCAGCCCCUUCCAAGGCUCCAGCUUUGUCCCCUCCUGCUCUGUCUCCGGCCUCUGUUCCCCCGGCAAUCGCUCCGGCGAUUAAAUCUCCGCCGGCAGCAGCGCCUGUACAGCAGUCACCACCAGCUUCCGCUCCCGAAGCAGCCACCCCUCCUUCUGCCUCUUCACCUCCGGCGGCGUCCCCCGCUGAGGCUCCCGCGACGAAGCCUGCAGCUCCGUCUCCAAGCAAGAGCAAGGCCAAAGGAAAGAGUAAGAAACACCACGCUAAAUCACCAGCACCAGCUCCGGCGUUGGAUAGCCCACCGGCGCCUCCGUCGGAAGCCCCCGGACCCAACCCCGACGCCCUCUCUCCGGGGCCGGCGUCAUCCCUCAACGAUAGUGGAGCAGAGAAAUUGAUGGGCUGGACCGUAAUGUUGGCAUUGGGAUGGGCUGUAAUCAGCUGUGUGACGGUGUUCUAGAGCGGGUUCACAUCUAUACAUCUCCGCCCUCCAUCUCCUUCUCCUCUCAUCCGACGGUCAAAUUUUAUUGUUAUUAAUACUCCAUAAUGAUUGUUAUUACGGAGCAUUAAUUGAUAUAUAUUUAUAUCACCACUCACGGGCCUGAUUUCCCUCCGUUUAUAGCGGAUUUGAUUGCCUCAUUGCUAUAUUCUUUCUAUUAUUAUUAUUAUUAUUUGAGGAAAUACUUUUUUGUAUUCUCUUGUUAAUUACUACUCCACUCCAUAAUCUAUAAAGCUUUUAUUUGUCAACUAGAAUUCACUUUUUAUCUUCACUUUUUCUUGUGUGGUUAUUAUUAUUAAGAGUAAGUCUAAAAUGACACUAGUGUUACUGAUUCAAUUCGUGAUUUGUAUAUGUUUGUAUAUGAAUGGUAUUUGUUAUUGGUUACAUUAACGCAUACGGAUACGAAUAUAUUCUAUGUUCGGUU
Molecule: messenger RNA, 1342 nt
Organism: Cuscuta campestris
Lineage: Eukaryota; Viridiplantae; Streptophyta; Magnoliopsida; Solanales; Convolvulaceae
Source: the annotation of a GenBank genome assembly